Nylanderia fulva is the source of this 1029-nucleotide messenger RNA. RefSeq names its product calcineurin subunit B type 1. The record is from RefSeq and is a predicted model, not a curated record. Gene Ontology annotation, molecular function: calcium ion binding. Lineage: Eukaryota; Metazoa; Arthropoda; Insecta; Hymenoptera; Formicidae.
CCAACACGGAAAAACAGGCAAAACGUCGAUACGCUCGCAACAGCUCGCAGCAUCCCUUUACGGCAAUUGCGUUAUUAGCUCCACCGAGCCUAUCUGCUAGAAAAUAUUACCGUUUCCGAAGAAGUUUUCGCGACAGACUCACAAAACUAGUUCAAAAUGGGUAAUGAAAGUUCGCUGCCUAUGGAACUUUGUUCCAACUUUGACGUAGAUGAGAUUAGAAGAUUGGGAAAAAGAUUUCGGAAGCUAGAUUUGGAUAAUAGCGGAGCUCUUAGCAUCGAUGAAUUUAUGUCUUUACCUGAGUUACAACAAAAUCCAUUGGUGCAACGUGUUAUUGACAUAUUUGAUGCUGAUGGUAAUGGAGAAGUGGAUUUUAAGGAAUUUAUUCAUGGAGUGUCUCAAUUUAGUGUCAAGGGAGACAAAGAAAGCAAAUUGCGAUUUGCAUUUAGAAUUUAUGAUAUGGAUAAUGAUGGUUAUAUAAGCAACGGAGAGCUAUUCCAAGUCUUAAAAAUGAUGGUAGGAAAUAACUUGAAAGAUACACAAUUGCAGCAAAUUGUUGACAAGACAAUAUUGUUUGCUGAUAAAGACGAAGAUGGCAGGAUUAGUUUUGAAGAAUUUUGUUCUGUUGUUGGUAAUACAGAUAUUCAUAAGAAAAUGGUGGUUGAUGUUUAAGUGAACCAAAUUUGUGAAGAACUUUUAAUUUUACAAAAUAUGGUAUGUUUAAUUGAAAUCUAUAAAUUAAUAAUCUAUUAUAACAACAGAUUUAUGGGAUAGUUCUAACAAAGAUCUGUUUAGAGUGAACUUAUACAAUUAUUGUUCUUAAGCCUUUGAUCAUUACAAGUCUAUCCAAACAAAAUUUACGUGAUAUGUCCGACUAGUAUAGUAUCAUGCACGAAUGUUAGAUCAACAGAUACAGAUUCAUUUUGAUGUCAUAUGUUAAAAAUAUUAUGGAAUAAAUCAAAUCAUCUAAUGUGUUCCUUUAAAUAUAAAGAUCAACAAUAUGAUCUUAAAUAAUUAAAGCUUUUAAAACUA